Messenger RNA from Chrysoperla carnea, 2752 nucleotides. RefSeq names its product INO80 complex subunit D-B. Bases 246 to 2435 code for a protein of 729 amino acids. Gene Ontology annotation, cellular component: nucleus. NCBI's taxonomy places the organism in Eukaryota, Metazoa, Arthropoda, Insecta, Neuroptera, Chrysopidae. The record is from RefSeq and is a predicted model, not a curated record. The transcript has 8 exons.
AAUUUUUAAUAAGCAUUAUUUAAGUUUUUUUUGUUCAAUAAUAAUUCAACUUGAGUUUACAUAAUCUGUUUUCUUUAUAAAAUUCAUAAAUAAAUCAAAUACUUCCUUCAAUUUAAUGUAAUAAUUAAUAAAUAUUUAUAGCUCAAAAUGACAUAUCGGAAUACAACGUCAAUAGAAAUUGUUAUCCCCACUUGUAAGAGAUUGUUCCAUUCAAAAUAAGUGAGUUAUUUUGCGAUGAAGUCACAAUGUUUAAUUUGACCGCACCAACAAAUAUUCGAUGCAAUGGAGUUGUUAAUACUGCAUCAAAAACAACAACAGUACCGCGUGUUCAACGAUCACCGACCACAUCUAUACCAUCAUUAAUCAAUAAGGAUACAACAACAACACAUUCAACAUUAAAAUAUGUUGAUAAUAAUAAAAUCACAUCGAAUUCAUGUUCGUUUCUAAUAAAAAAAGAAGUAUCAUACGAUGAUCCAUAUGCAUUUCAUGACUCGGAAGUAAAUUUAUUAAAUAGUGCAACAUUAUUAAAAAAACAAUUAAUUAAAACAGAACCACCACAAUCCUCUUCACCUAAUAAUAAAAAUAAUGUACAUAAUAUUAAUAUUAAUAAUACCAAUACCAAUACGACCACGACCACGUUAGCUUUAUUAAAUCCUAAUUUAAUAAAAAGUGAAAAACAAACAAAUAAUAAUAAUGAUGGUGGUGGUGGUGUCUGUUCAAAAACAAUGAACAAAUUGCAAGCGCAAAUUGCACGACAUAAAGUGAAUGUUAAACAUAAAAAAGAAAUAAGUCCUGUACCAAAUAAUAUUACAAAAAUUGAAUCUUCUUCUGUUGAUGUUAAGCCCAGUAUUAUAGAUAUAAGUGAUAAUAAUAGUACAGUGUAUCGUAAAUUAUUUACGGAUACGGGUAAUAAUUUAACUAAAACACGACGUGUCAAUUUAAAAACAACACAUCAUGAAACAUUACAAAGGAUACGAACGCGAAAACGUGUUUGGCAUGCUCCAUAUCAGUAUGGUAAUGUGUGUGAUGCAUUUAGUUUAUCGGAUACCGAUGAUUCGGAUAUGGAUGAAGGUGUUAUGACAUUGGGUAAUAUAAAUCAUUGGAGUACACUGGUUGGAGUGGAUCGUGAGAUGCAUAUACAAAGGAAUCGUGAACGGAUGGCACGUGCAUUAUAUAAACAGAAAUUGGAGAGGAUUAAUGAUAAUAUGAAUUGUCAUCGAACGAUUAAAUUAAUUGGAGCAAUGCAAGGAACGCAAUGUUCACAAAUAGCUAAUAUUAUUUUACAACAACAUUCUAGGUUUAGAGAUCGUUUACAACAUCGAUCGAGUAGCUCAGGUUUAUUACCACCACGACAGUGUUCUUACGAUGGUGAUGGUGGCCCUUGUAAAGCACAAGCACUACCAUGUACAAGACAUUGUGGACGUCAUAUAAUGUAUAAUUCGGAUCAAUUAUUAUAUGAUUAUUGUACAGCAAAGUUUGCUGACAACACACAAUGUUGUAUACCAGUGUUUGAUUUAAAUCAUGAACUACCUUUGUGUAUCGAGCAUGCAAGAAAACGUGAUAAUUAUAAUAAAAUGUGUCAAGUUGUUAAACCAAAGAAACCACGUAAAAAAGUGAAACCAUCAGCGAUGAUACGUCCACAAAAACGAAGUAAGAAACGUAAACGACCAUCGUCAUCACAACAUUCUUCUUCAUCUUCAUUAUCAUCACAGCAUCAUCAUGUAUCGAAAACUACGUCCAAUAAUCAUCUGCAUCAGCAUCAGCAUCAUGAUAAACAACAUGUUCAACUGCACUCAGAAACCAAAUCAUCUACUGCAGAUAUUAAUGUGGCUGAAACAUCAUCGGCAUGCGAUAGUUCAGACGAUUUAGGACUUUCAAAUCCUCUUGCCGAAUCUACGGAAUUAUCUACACCAAAUCAUUUUGGCGGUGACGAGCCAGAUGAUGAUAUGGUAGCUCAAGUAUUGGGAGUUGGUGAGGAAUUACCUUUAGAAUUAGCUGGACCAGCGGAAGCACUUGUAAAUCAAGCAUCUAGAUUAUUAGAAGAAACUGAUUUGACGAAUGUUUUUAAUCAAAUACCACCGGACGCUUUCAAUGAUUUAUUUGCCAUUGAUCGAAAUGGUGUAUAUGAACCGACACGUGAAGAAACCGAAGAAUUAGAACGUGCUCUCGAAGCUGUUAAUCAAGAUGUGAAAUCAUUAGAGAAAAUGUCACAAACUCAAGGCAUUUUAGAUUCGCUGUUAGAUGAACAUGCAUUAGUUGAAUCGUUGGCACACAUGCCAGAUGUAUUCCCAAAUUUAAAUGGUUUUAGUGUAACUAGUAGUAGUAGUGUUGCUCAAACAGUUUCAUCCACAGUUCCAACCGUAAUUCCAUCACGAAUUCAUAAUUUAGAUAAUAUUAUAUCUGUUCAACAACCACCUGCACAUAUGCCCUCCUAGAGUUUUUUUUUAAAACUAAUUUAUUGAAACUAACCUAAAAAAAACUAAACAAAAAAAAUUGAAUCAGUGUAUAAUUUUUAAGAAUUGAUUGUGAGAAAGAAGUUAACUGAAAAUGUGAAGAAAAGAAUGUCGCUUUAAUUAAAUUUUAAGGUAAAAAUGCAAUAAUUAUAACUUGUUUUUACAUCACUGACUUUUUUUUACAAGAUUAUCUAGGGUCGGGCGUAGUAUUUGACACGAGACUUCAGAACAAUUGGAAAUUUGAGAGAGUGGUAUCAAAAUCAUCAAUAGGGAAUAUUCAUGUAUUUUUUUUUAAUAUU